GUGGAUGAAGCAGCUAAGGCUGAAACUGCUCAAGACGUGACAAAGUUUCUCUUUAAUGAAACUUAAACCUCAUGGAGAACAUGCUGGAUGAUCUGAAUGGAUCUGGAGAGCAGCUUCUGGCAGGAGAGAAGGUUCCAGAAGCAAUGGAUGAAGCAGUUGAGACUGAAACAGCUGAAACGGCUGAUGAUGUAAAGUUUCUCCUCAAUAACAGUGAAGCCAGUAUGGAUGAAGGUCUUGAAAUGGUGGUGGAGGUGAUAAAUAUGGUGGAGGUUGAAAAUGACAUUAGAGCUGAGGUUGAACCGAUACUGAACCUCAUCCUGGAUGAGAUCGAGCUGAAAGUCACAAAGCAGCAGAAUGAAGUGGACGAGAUGGAGAAGAUUAACCAGCAGAGUCUGACAGGAAAUGAGCUGCUGAUGGAAGCUGAAGUUCAGGUGGAAGCUGAAGAGCAGAUACCUGUUCACCUGGAUGCUUUUGUAGACAUAAAUCUCGAUCCCAAAGAUGGAGAAAAAAUCAUCAAGAAAGAUGAGCGGCUGAAUGAAGGAGGAGAGGAAACCCUAAAAAAGAAAAGUGUGGGGAGAGGAACACGGGGGCACGGUCAAAAAAUAAAUUACAAGAAGAGAGAGAAAGAGGAAUCUGGUAAAGCAGAAGAUCAGAUUCCAGAUGUUAUGGAUGUUGUGGAGGCUGAAGUGGGUGUCAAAUCUGAAGAUGCCCAGAUGAUGAACAUCAUCCAGGAUGAGACUGAGGCCAGUAAUCUGGCAAAAGAAUUCUCAAUUAAAUUAAUGGAUAAAGAAGGGGGUGGGAAACCGAAAAAGAGGGUGAGGAGAGGAACAAGAGGAAAAGGACGAAAAAUUAAUUACAAAAAGAAGGAAGAAGUGGAACAGAUUGUGGAGAAUAAAGAGCUGCAGAACGCUAGCAGAGCCUCAGAAGGAGCCAGAAUGGCUCAGAGGAACCACAGAGGAUCUGUAGCUGCAGCUCAAGCUAGACCAAGAGAACAGAGAAGAUCUGCUGAAGGUCAGGAAAGAGCAGGAGGACGAAGAGAAGCCACCUAUUCAGAGGUGGUGAGAAAUUCUGGUGAAGGAAGAAGGUACCAAUAUGGCCAGCACCCCCCAGAACCUGUGUGGAGAAAUUAUGGGAUGGAGGAGAGGAAUGACUGGAGAUAUGGAGGCCGUCAGUGGGAGAGGAGAAACUUGUGGACACCACCAGCCCCGAAUUAUUAUUAUUACCCAAAUUAUUAUUAUUACCCAAAUUAUUAUUAUUACCCUAAUUAUUAUUAUUACUGAAUAAAUAAAAUAAAAGCACACCUGC
Trichomycterus rosablanca is the source of this 1305-nucleotide messenger RNA. RefSeq lists its product as uncharacterized. Bases 72 to 1280 code for a protein of 402 amino acids. The record is from RefSeq and is a predicted model, not a curated record. Lineage: Eukaryota; Metazoa; Chordata; Actinopteri; Siluriformes; Trichomycteridae. The transcript has 7 exons.